AGUACGGAUGCAGUGAUGAUGAAGCAUACUAGGAAGAUGUAGAUCGUUCUGGAGAAUAAAGUACCGCAAUAUUUACACAUCAUGGUAGUGUUACGUUCUGACGCUUGGUCCAGUGCAAUAGGGAUCUUCCAAGAUUUGUCAUGAAAAAUUCCCCUGCAGACCUUCCGUUAGUCCUUGUGUAAUCAUAUCCUCUUCAUGCUUCUCAAUAUCAAUUUUUCUUUUCCUAGAAUAUGAAAAAUCAGUUUAGUUUCUUUAUCUAUGUAUAUCGACACGAUGACCAGCGUUUCCGUCUGAAAAACCCAGAACCGUUGUGAUUUGUGUCAUUGGUUCGGUUUGCCGACUGUUAUUUAUCUCAUGGUUGCUGCCAGCGGGUCUCCGGUAGUAGUGAAGAACAGUGCACACUUUCUAGAGAGCUUUUCCUGGCGAACAGUGUCGUGCCAUAACUACGUACUAUCAAGAGGAGGCAGUGUGGUGCUCCUGCGCGAAGCCGUGUGAAGAAAGAUUCACCACGCUCUUCAUGAUCGCCAACCACUCUAGCAUCACCCUUGCAAAUGAGUGCACCGGAAGAGAAAAGUUCGUCUUUGCCAGCGAAUCUCAGCGUUAACGGCUCACCUUCUUGUCCUUCUCCUUACACAGGAAACCGACAAGAACCACCGGUUUUGUCCACGAAAGAAACUGCUUUGAAUUUGCCAACCACUUUGGAAUUCGAUGAUUGUGCCAGUCAUGGUAGUUGUCGCAGCCGAACGCGAUCACGCGAAAGACCAGCGAACCUAGAGGUUAUCGCAGAGGCCUCAGACGAAUGUGGUAGUAGUGAAGAAGAGUCGACGUCGACGACUCAAGGUCACGAGGGACAUCUGCAAGGUGAGAACGAAGUUGUUCUGGUUCUUGCAACUACAGCUGGUGCUGGGGCUCGAGGCACGACGACCGCGUUGUUUCCAUCUUCUAGGGACCGUACGUCAUCGCGUGAACGCCAGGAAGCUUUACAUCUACUACUAGCUGCGCCUUCAGAUCCUGGUCGUAGUGCGAGUCGUGGUACAGCGAGAUCAUCUAGCAAGAACGGGAUGACAUCGUCACCCCAAGAAUCAGCUCCACCUCAUCAUGGAAAUAUUAAAGGGCAGCUUCCAGGUAGCGGACGUGGCGACGAUUCGGCCCGUGCGGUGAAAGUUAAUCAAAUAAGUCCUAGUAAGGCUUACUGUAAUCCAUCUUAAGAAGCAUCUUACUUUGGUCCCUUUUGCAGGGAAAAGCGCGCCAAAGAUGCUCUCCAAGAUGAAUAUUCAUAAGUAAAAGGUCUAAUCUUAGUGACAUUCGCAGUAGUAAUAUAAUUGCGCAGACUCUAGGCGCUGACGGAGAUACCCUUGUUGCGGUUCGAAAGCACUCUAAGACGAGUACUACCAGUGCGACCAGUGCUGCUUCUUGUGUGGAAGACGUGCAUUUGCAAGUAAAAGGGACUAGAGAUAAUUCUACUUCUGCUUCUGGUGGAAGCAAGGAGAAAAAGAAAGGCCUCCCAAAGAUUCAAAAUGCUGUGGGUGCUCCCGAAACGACCACAAGGACAACUACCCAGAAGAAUUCACAAGGGAACAAGAAGCGCCGUCGUGGUUCUUCCGUAGUGACUGCGAUGGUUAAUGCUCUGUUUGGGAGUGCAGAUGAUGACAAUGAUGAUUUUUUUCCGGAUGUCAUGUGCGAAGCUGAGGACUGUCCUAAUACUAAUAUGGAGUUGGAGGAGGAGAAGGAGAACAAUAGCGAUACUAGUCUCACUGAAGAUCAUGGUGAUACAGAUAGUACUAAAGAACAACGACGUGAUCAUGUACUAAGCCCUAACUUUGUUUCAAGCGAGGACAAUCAUAGCACUACUGUAAUCAGCAGUUCGCUAGGUAAUAUAGUUUCGACAUCAGUGAACAAUAGCCGCGUGGUUUUGCCCUCUCAGCAAUGUCUUAACGACAGUAAGCGACCUAAUUCAUCUCCGCACGCUCACGAAGGAACCUCCUCAAACCAAAGAUUAGGAUUUCUACUUUCGGAACGGAAAAAAGCUACAGUUGGAACGCAUAAGCAUCAUUAUAGUCCCAGAGCUUCAGAUUAUAGUGAUUAUAGUGAGAAAAACAGAAAAAUGGGUGAUACAGAUUUAGAGCGAGCGGAGCCCCCGGUUGGGAACUCCGCAGAGGUCGCGCCAGUGCUUUUAGCGGAAGAUGAGGAAGAUUUGAAGGACUACACGGAUAUCGAAGCCUCCAUGCAGGUCUUCAAGACGACGUCGGAGCUCUCUUCUGGCGGGCAUCAGCUAUCUACCGGACGAAUAAGCAUGCGGAAAACAGUCUCAGUUUUUCAAAAUUAUGAAAAUCCUCGAAGUAGGAGAUGGUUGAUAUGUUUGGUUGAGUUGGUGUAGCGGACGGGGGUUGAUUCUUCUCAUGCCAGGGAAGAUUCAUCUCGAAGAAGAAAUCAAGGAUCAACUAGAUUUAUCUCGAAGAAGAAAUCUAGAUUUAUUGUGCAUUUUUAGAACCUCCAGAAUUUCUGCUUUACAAACCCAUACCGAUCAAGUCUAAGAAAAGCAGAAAACUUGGCAGGAUCCACGUGCUGAAUUCAUAACGCAUCAGGUCCGUUUGAUCGUUCCUCCGACGAUAGUUUUCGUUGUAUGGUGCGUCUUUCGCGCAACAGGUGGAUGCUUCUUCGAAACUAGUGACAUUAUUUCGGCGUUUCGUACAAAGGACGCAGCGAAAGCGGUAGACUCGGAUGGUAUUUCACCUCAGAUAUUAUAGAUACUUAAAGUAUUUCUUGUAUUGCGAGUGACUGACCACCUUGCCUAUGCCGUUGCCCCCUGACAUCAACAUUACGCCAUCAGCAUUUGCUUCCUAUCGCCGUAUAUACUGAAUAACAUCACUUUCACUCUCUCUUUCUGUAAUCAGUGUGCCGCUUGCUCACUACGGAGGGAACUUGUAUAGCGAACACGAAAUGCGGAUGGCAUGAAUCGAAGGAAGGCUGGGUGCGAACCGAUUUUCGGUGCGACAUCAAGGAACUAGAAGACAUAAAAAACUUUCGCUUCGUAUUCCCUUCAGUCACCAGUGGUGCUAUAUGGGAGUCAUGGCUACUGCUUUUCUUUCUCAACUAUGGAGGUACUUUGAAAUUUUGUAUUUUUUUGAUAGAAAGAGGAAGACGAGUUUCAACUUGUGGCUGCUUAUCCUGUACAUUAGUGAAUACCCCUUGUAAACAGCUUCUACGGUAGUCACGAAACGAUUGCAACAGGAGCAAACAUGAUGCUGCUGCUCGCAGCAGUACGCUGCAAAGCCAUACUGUCUUUCCAGUGGAGCGUCUAGUAUCUUUCUCUAAAACUACUACAUUAAGAAGAGUAUGACCCUUGUUAUCAGGUAUCUGGAUCUUGUUGAAAAUUUGGCGUGUGAUGCCGCGACAAACGUUCUGGAUGUGGCGCGCCCUUUUCCUGAUAAUUCAGCCUACGGUGUUUAGUUUCGGUUUCCUGCACUAUUGGAAAAACGGAAACUACGAUUCACAGGUACCACGAUAAAGGUGGUUUAUUUGAACCUUACUCAGUCAAAAAUCUAGUCCCUUCAUAUUCGUUUGAAGAUGAUCGUGGCUGGCUUAGAAAUUUUAUUCUUCUUGUCGGAAGUAGAGUGUGCUAUCCAGUGCGCAUGUCUUGAAGAUAUUGGUUUACAAAGCUACGUACUAUAUGUUCACGACAUUCCUCAUUUUCGUGAGAAAACCUACGAGAAGCAUUGGCUUCUCUCUCUCUCUCUCUCUUCUCUCUCUAGCACUUUCAAUAGAUUAAGAACUUCAUAUGUAUAAUGUUUUCGUACUCUCUUUCUUUCUCAUUUCAGUGGGUGUUCCGAGCAGUUUGCACAGCUGCGCUACCAUUUGCUUUCUCUGCUGUCGCGGGUGCAUCCUGGGGGUAUCGUCCGCCUAAGGGCAUGUGGCCGCGUAUUUUUCGUGCCAGUUUCUACAUUCUGACCAUGGGCCUUUACUUUCUCAUGGGUAUUGCCAUCGUGGAGAGCGGUUGGGUGCCUUGGGCGCGUAAAUUCGAAAAAGAAGACGUACUAUGAUAUGUAUGUUUGUUGUGAAGAUGAUGUAUGAAAGAGAAAACAUCUUCGAAGUGUUGAAGACUGUAGGAGUGCCUUUUUGUUGCAAGUGCCAUUCCAUCACAGAAGACGUUUUACGUUUCGGAAGAUACGGCACUUACGCAUGAAAACUGACUCAACACUUCUCUAAAAGCGAUUUACCACCAUAAUUAAUGCACACAACUAUUGUACUAAGUAUCCGCAAUUAGAAUCCAGUUCAUAAACAUUUAGCCCUUCUUGUUCCAUCUCACCCUCACAUCUUUGACAGGCGACGGCGAAGAAGAUCCUCCUCGAUUUUUUCUUGGUUUACGUUGGCUUUUCCUUCUACAUGCCUCUCGGAGCCACGCUGGUCGCGCGUCAGUAUUUGCGUCUGACAAAGAUGGUGGCGAUGGAGAUCCACUCGCGACGCGCUCGCGAGUCUUUUCUGGCGUGCGCGCGUGCGUGCUUCAACGUUGUCCUGGAUAUGUUUCGUUUUGCCUACGGACGCUCCGUGCUGUUGCGGGUCCACCCCGUGGUGUUUGCGUGCACGCUAUCGAAAGAUGUUUGCUCGGAUUUCUGGGUUUUUGCUUUCAAGUAUCAAGAAUCCCUUCAGGUGUUUUUGAUGAAGCUUGACCAGAACCAAAAGAUGAGUCCAGCCGAUAUGGAACUCAACACGUGGCAGACCUAUGCAGUACACAUGGUUAACUGGUGGAGGAAGGUACUAAUACAACACCACUGUUGUUGCAGAACCGUAGUUGUAUCCAAUACGCAUAGAUCUUCGAAAAUUCACUGCUGAAGAGGUCUUCAGGUUCUUCCUUCUUGGUAUUGGCUCUCUUCGAAGACGUAUAACUAUAAGAACGAGCUUUGCCAACAACAACAUACUGCCUGAUGCAGUUCAAACUGACUCCCAUUUUACUAUUCUCGUGAAACAAACCACAGUUAAACCGUUGCGGAAUCGACAGUGUGAUUUGUUGGUGGGUCAGUUUUGAUUGCGACCGCGAAAACGAACGCAGUGCUCACAUUUUGACGGUCGAUGAGGUGAAAAGGCAAGCUUCGGUAGGAGAUAAGAAUCGACGUGCGAGUCUCUCCAUGAGUCAGGUGCUCACUCGACGCGUCUCGACCGCCAGCGACGAUGACGUCAAAUACAAGCGACGCAUGACCUUCGGAAACACAAGGAUGAUCGCGGACAACGUUCCAAAGUAACCAGCUGAUCUAUUUUACUAAGAACGAUUCAUACAGUUCUGUAUAGGAGCAGGUGGACACUUCUUAGUAGUGGUUCAUUCUGGCAAACCUCUCUCAUACUCCUUUUUCAUUAUACACCAGAUUCCCGCGUGUCAAGGGUUGUGGUAUUCGUGGAUUAGGCGACGUUCCUUCUCGCUAUUUAUUCCCCGUCACCGACGAUGAGGUCGAACUGGUCAUGCCUCUGAUGGAAUUUUGGCAAAAGGAGGUUUUUGUUCGUUUCCAGGUGCGGAUGGCAGCGAAACUGUUCACUUCGGUGGGUGUGGCCAUUGCCAUCGCACUGUCAGUUCAGAGCAACACCGCUUUUCUGCCAGGUUACCCUCGGGACGACGGAGAUUUAGUCGGAAAGCCUAGUCUCGACCUGCGAUUUGUCGCUUAUAUUCUGGCACUCAUGAUCGCAGAUGGAUUCACCUGGUGCCUCAUCACGCUCAAGGUGCACCUUAGAGGUACUGCAAUCGAUCUUGUUCUUGCGUCUUCCCAGUCCCAUUCAUAAAAGUUACCAUAAAUAUAAUCUUUAUAACGAAAAUGAUAUUUCUUGUGUGUACUACUGAUGUACUACAACUAAUCCGCGCCUUCUAUUGGAAGUUUUUCGACUCAAUUUCUCAAGGUGUGAAGUCCUGGACCGAAUCUUUGGGGCAGUUCCAAGACCUGUUCAGCUGGGACGAGGAUGUCAUCUUUCGAAUGUUCUGGGGCAAUGGACUGUAUUUUCUUGUCCUGCUAAUGGCGAUGAUGAUGGGCUCUCACAAUGAGAAACGACUCCAGUACGUAACCGGCGUCGAUGAUCUCACCGCGGAUCACUUAAGGGAAGUGUGCAGCAACCACUUUUAAUCGGAAUUUACGAACACAUAGUACUUCUAAGGCUUGUAGAGAAGUCUAAGAUUUAAUAUAUAGCGAGACAUGAUAGUAUUAUAAUAAGCCUAGAGUCUAAAGAGUCUUGAUGUAGGUAUGAGUGGGUAACUAGUUGUACUAAAGAAAUCCGGACCGACUAAGCACAUCAACACCGCCAGUAAAAUCAUUCUUAUUGAGGUUGAUGCUCCUGAUUUAGCAAGGUGAAGACGUCCUGUUGAGAUAUGUCUUUGAUAUCAGGUUUAGUCAUCUUGUUUCCGGACUGGAUUGUCCUUGCAGGUCUAAGUGGCGUAUCAUUUCCUGUGUACCUUAGUUCUAGUUUUUAAUUAUACUUUUGUCGACGUCGACGAUUCGCCCUCACUUUUGUGUAUGUUGCUGUCGUGUAACUAUUUCGCGUCGAACACAUUUAGGGGGGUGACAUGUCCAAAAGUGUUACUGGAAAACAGCAGGAACGACUAAAAUUUCCGAGACUAUCUAUGAUUGCUAUCGUUAUUACACCUCACUAGGUAUAGGAAACUUCAUUUGCAAAUUGUAGGUUUGUUAGGUCUUCUAGACGCAAGUUCUAUAGCUUAAUGACGAGGCAAUUAACACAGAGAGUGUGAGUGACCACUGAUCGGAACCGGAUAUGUUGAAGAAAUAGCACGUAAGUAGUAGUUGUUAGAAAAUCUAGCAGCAGAAGUACAAGUAAUAGUGUUGGUCAAGGUCAUAAUCCUCGAAAUGUCACAAAGAUCACAAGGAUGAAGAUCAGCAAAAUGACCAAGAUCGCCAGGCAAAAGGUUACCGGAGCACCAUCCAAACGCCCGACGGGUUUACCGUCGCGCGGGUGUCUCUGGCUUCUCCUCUCUCUCUCGUUUGUGGCUCAAGCCUCCCAAUACAGUCAAGGACAAAACAGCACCGGAAUGAUCUCAAAGAUAACCUACAGACCUAAAUGCAUAUAGUUCCAAAAACAGUGAUCAUCAGGCAAAGGACCUUCAACGUAUUCAGAUAGAAGAAAUGAUGAAUGUUUCAUAGCUGUAAUCAGGUUCAUAACGUACUGUCAGUUCUGAUCAAUGAUGAGAAUCAACAUAGGAUGAUCGUAUGAAUCAAUGAUGAUAGCAUAAGCGUUUCCAUAUGAAAGUUUCCCCAUGCAACAUGAUAUCCCAAUGAUGAAGCUGAGACUUCCUCCAUGUAACCCCAAUGAACAUCCACAGGGAUCAAAGCAGCCAGAGAUCAUUAGUCUCAGGCUGUGAGUGCAAAUUGUGCAAACAGUAUCACUCUCAAGUGUUUCUCACCGAGAAACUAGACGCGACUUAACAGUCUGUGUUCGAAUGUAUCCAACACUACUUUGACCCUUGAGCUAAGUAUAGAGUAGAAAUCCAUCUAGAAACAACUUUUCAAAAUGUCCUGCGAUGCGAAAGAAAUUUCGAAGAAACUCGGACAGAAGUCCGACUGGCGAGCAUGGCAACUUGCCAUACGUCAGGAAGCUAGCCGUCUCGGCCUGCUUCAAAACUACACGAAUGUAGUCGGCAUUCCGGCAGCUCCUCAUGGUAUUCCUAACGGAGUUACCAAUCGGGAGGAAACAAUUCGGCAGAAGUGGCGCAACCUGAAAGAUGCGAUUAUUCGUAGUCUGAAAGGUGCCGCUGCGUCGUUCAUCAACAACCAGAACGAUAAUGGGCAGGUGGAUGCGAUGGAUGCAGGUGAGGUUGUUGUGCUCCUUCGUGAUGUAGGACACUUCGAUCAAAACAACCGUCAGGAACAACGGAUGAAAGUAAAACCGCUUACGGAUGGCGUGUUGAAGUUCCACAACGCGGAUCAACCUGCAGAUGUCACAGGAUUCUUGUCGAAAGUCCGAGACAUCAUGAACCAGUCGCCCACCGUGUACCCGCCGGAAGCAGGAGUGCCAGAAAGUGACCAACAAAAUGGUGCACUGCUACAGAAGUUGCCCGAGCUGUUCUGCAAGAACUUCAAGGCAACGAUCGAACGCAUGCAGGAAGAAGAUGGUCUGACAUUUGACCAGAUUGGUGACCGACUUGAAAAGCGUCUUGCGACGUUGAUCGAGGAGGGAACCUACAAAGUUGAGAACGAUUCCUUCGGGAAGGCGUUCCCGGUCAAUGUUCAGGAGACCUCGAAUAAACGUUCUCGUGAAGAGGAGGAUGACGAGGAAAAGGCCAAUGAAGGUGGUAAGAUCUUUCUGUCUAAAAGUGCUCUCAAGCGCUUCAAGGCAAACACAAAGAAGAAGAUCGCCGCCGAGGUCUAUGCCUCCAAUUCGAACGGCAAAGGAAAGCCGCAGAACAAAAAUAAUAAAGGUUCUGGAAAACAAGACACCCGUCCAGUCUGUUGGAUCUGCAACAAACCGGGUCACAAAUCCGCGUCUUGUUGGAAGAAUCCACAGAACCAGGCAAACUGGAACUGGAACACCAAUUCCCAAUCUAGUAGUGCUAUGGGUAAAGGUGGAAAGGGUAAUGGCAUGGUUCACAUGUCCCAAGUUGCGGAGCUGUGGCAAGCUCUCAACGGCGGAAAGCAGAGCUGAGUUGCGGAACCGGUGGAAAGCGGAUUUUGCUCGCUGAACUUGGAUGAAGAUGAGGGUGAAGAAAUAAACGUAAAUAAUACAGGGGAGGUAAAACUUGUGGGACAUAGUCUUUCAACUAGUUCCAUUACUACAAGAGAAGAAGUUAGUCUAGUCGAUAGUUGUGCAAACAAAUAUCUUUCAAGACACAAAGACGAUUUUAGUGAAAUAACUAUGAGAACUUGUAGGAUUACUGGUAGCGCUGGAAGUAAAGACGGAAGAGUAGGAAAACUAAAGUCAAACAUCUUAGGGCUCCAGUAUGGUGUUUAUUAUGAUUCACUACCAAAGGACUUAGAUCGUAUUAUACCUUGGUUAGGUGAAGGGAACUGCUCGCAAUUAGGAUGGGAAUUCAACUUCAAAGGCGCAGGUGGUUGUCUCGUACAUACGGACACCGGCCAGGCCAUACCCAUAAGAAGUCAUCCACGCUUGCAGCUUCCCAUACUUGCAUGCAACUUAUUUAAAGAAGAGACUGAUAGUGGUUAUAUUUGUUCAACAGUAGAAGAAGGAGUCAGUAGUUGUUACCUUACAAGACUCGAACUUCAUAGAAGAUGUGGGCACUUUCAUAUAGAUGGCCUCCAGGUAAAUUGCCCUGAGUGUGAUCUACAUAAAGGCCAACGCGCACCACAUGCAAAAGCUAGAGAUACUUCGAACUACAAACCUGAACCAUUGAAGUUACUAGCAAUCGACUUUGCUGUUGGAAUCAAACCCGUAUCAGUCAGGUCAAAGAGAUGUGUAUUAGUGAUCAUCUGUGAUGUAAUUAAGAAGGUGUUCUGUCGACCGCUUAAGCUGAAAAGUGACUGUGUGGAGGAAAUAGAAGAAGUUAUCAAAGGCAUUCGCCAGGACUACUCCUUAUCACUUGAUGACAAGGUAGUGUGGUUCCUCCGGAGGGAUGGAGAACCUGUCCUGAGCAGUGAUGACAUGACCAAAGUUAUGCAAUCGCUGCGAGUCUCAGACAGUCCGGCUGUUCCUUAUAAUCCGGAGAUGAAUGGGACCUGCGAACGUUUUAUGCGGACUUUGUUCGGCAGUGUACGCACAAUGCUGACUAAAGUUGAUAAACGCCUCUGGUGUUACUGCGUCGAGUACGCUGGUGACUGCUGGGAUCGUUUACCGCAUAACUAUGCAAAAAUGCCUCAACAUGAUGGAAAGAGUCCAAUUGAAAUCUUAGAAGAAAGGACUGGUAGAAACUCAUCGAAGAGUUCAAUCGGCAUGCUCCGCCGAUUUGGUUGUCUAGUUUACUUUCGUGAACAAAUUCAAGCCAACACUCCUGAACCCAAGCUCUCGGCCAAGUACCGCCGUGGCGUCUUCCUUGGACUCUGUCCGAAGUCGUCUGGUUGGUUGGUUGGAACUUUCGCUCAUGACGAUCGUUGCAAGCUUGGACAUCGAUGGGCGGAAUACUCUACCCUAGAUGUAAAGUUCAGAGAGGACUAUCUAAUUAAAAAUAUCGAUUGGCUUUUGCCAGAUCAGAAGGGCAUCUACAUUGAGUAUGACGAACUGGAAAAUCUGCAGAGUGGCGCGUCGUCGCUGGGCUCCCCCUUGCUUGGACAGUCAGUGCAAAGGCUGGAUCAUCAAUCGGGGUUCUCUGGCACGGAGCACAUUCCAGGUGGACCGACCGCGAUUUCCGACGAAUUAUUUAUUGAGACACUGGAUAAAGUAGAGGAAUCCAACGCAGCUGACUCUCCAAAAGGUGUUUCACUUGAGGAGGGGAAUGCUGAAGCGAAGGAUCGCGAGACAUCUGCUCCGCUAAGUCCGUCUAAGUCGAAAGCGCCUUCUCCAGCACGUGUUGUGGCAGGCGAACGCCGUACACACGUCAAGAAGCGUGGCCGACCAAAAGGAGCGAAGGACAAAGCAGGCAGCAGGGUUCGAAGAACAAAGAAACAGUUAGAAGAACUGAGAAAGAAUGUGGCGCUGUUCGCUAGUGCAGUAGGUGGCACGUGUGAAUUAGACGAAGAUGAGGAAUUCGUCGAAUCAUAUGUGAUUUUGUCCGUUGCUCAAGCACUCAAGUCUCCUGAUGCCGACAAAUGGCGGGAGGUUAUUGACAAAGAGCAUGCGAGACUACUAGCCUUUGAAACGUGGAAAGAAGCUUCUGACGAGGAGCUUGCGACCGCGCGACAGGCUCUACCAAUUGCCAUAAUUCUAACUAUUAAAAGAUGUGGAAGAUACAAGGCUCGCGCUUGUGUCCUCGGUAAUCUAGAUCGUUCAGGAGAGCUAAACACCUUUGCUCCCGUAGUUUCACACGCCGCUAAUAGGCUGCUCCUGACAUCUGCUGCGUCAGAACAGGACUAUGUGAUCCCGUUCGAUUUAGAUUCUGCGUUCCUCAAUGCUGAACUCGAUCGCGAUGUCUUCUGCCGUCUCCCACCCAUCUGGGCAGAGAAGCAUGGACGCGAGAUCGUGAAGCUCAAGAAGGCCUUAUACGGCUUGAAGGACGCACCACGAGCAUGGUUCAAGAAAUAUCACGACAUACUAGCCAGUAUUGGCUGGGAGCCGUGUGAUUCUGCGCCAGGCUUAUGGAGAAAGCCGAGUGCGAAGGUACCUGGGAAGUUCCUCAAGAUGUCAGUCUAUGUUGAUGACAAUCUUGCAACGGGUCCUGAUCUUGAUGAGCUCAAGACCGAACUAGAACUCAUCUUCUCGCGUGCCCCUGGCCGUGCGAUUGAUGUGGAGUCCGUUCCAACCCCUUGGGGUCAAACGUGGCUCAGGUUCGACUUCUUAGGUGCCAUCGUGUACUACUGCCGUGAAGCUCGAACAUUUCGGCUCAAUAUGGAGGAGUACAUUGAUAAAAUCGCAAAGAAAUUCGAAAUUGAUGUCGGAAAACCGGUUUACUCGCCCAAUUUUGACGAGUCGGCUUUUCUUGAGGAGGGGAUCAAGAUAGUCGAAGGGUAUCCCUUUCGUGAGGUAGUUGGUGCCUUGCUAUGGGUAGCUGUAACCGCGCGCCCGGACAUUUCUGUACCGGUGGCAGCAUUGGCUAGACAUGUCAGCAAACCCGCGUCAACAAGAAUGGUUAAAGCAGCCAGAAAAGUGCUAAAGUAUCUGGUGACAACGAGAGACCAAGGACUGGAAUACUCACCAGAGCAAGAAGAAGAAUUCAAUAGAAUCUAUUCAAAGUUACUACCUGAAGGCAGAGAUAUGCCAGAGGUGAAUAUCUUUAGUGAUGCAGGUUUCGCCAACUGCGUAAAGACUAUGAGAAGUACAAGUGGAUCGAUCAUGUAUUUCAAAGGCGUUCCAAUUGCUUGGAGAAGUAACCGACAAACUGUCCGUGCCUAUUCUACGGCUGAAAGUGAAUAUAUUGCAGCUUCUGACACUAUUGUGCUUAGUGAACUGCAUGACUUUACAGACUUCUAUAGGCCUCUACCAACUCAGUUGGUACACACACAGAACGGCUUGUCUCCCUCUUUAGACAAUGCUGUGCUCUGGAUCGACAACCAAUCCGCGAUCACAACAGCCAAAGCAACUGACACACGCCCGAAGAGUCGCCAUUAUGCACUUCGCUACUUGCGUGUGCGUGAUGCGGCCAGUAAGAUAGUUUUCUGUCCAACUAACUUAAUGAAGGCUGAUGGCUUAACUAAGUUAGAAUGUAGUUCGUCUCAACGUAGACUACUACUUCACCAUAUAGAUAACCCGAUAACUAAAGUUGAGCAUGAUGAUUGUGAUUCCUCAGACGAUGAAACGAAUGGGGAUGAUUUAGCUUACUAUAGUGUAGUAUAUUCGGUUUAUUUUGGUUUCUAGCCGAGUAUACCGUAGCCAUAGAAGAGCAGCUAGGAGAUAUGACUUCCGUGGUAGUCCAGAGACUAGGGACUUCGACACGCAACGAUUGAGGAGAGGUGUUGGUCAAGGUCAUAAUCCUCGAAAUGUCACAAAGAUCACAAGGAUGAAGAUCAGCAAAAUGACCAAGAUCGCCAGGCAAAAGGUUACCGGAGCACCAUCCAAACGCCCGACGGGUUUACCGUCGCGCGGGUGUCUCUGGCUUCUCCUCUCUCUCUCGUUUGUGGCUCAAGCCUCCCAAUACAGUCAAGGACAAAACAGCACCGGAAUGAUCUCAAAGAUAACCUACAGACCUAAAUGCAUAUAGUUCCAAAAACAGUGAUCAUCAGGCAAAGGACCUUCAACGUAUUCAGAUAGAAGAAAUGAUGAAUGUUUCAUAGCUGUAAUCAGGUUCAUAACGUACUGUCAGUUCUGAUCAAUGAUGAGAAUCAACAUAGGAUGAUCGUAUGAAUCAAUGAUGAUAGCAUAAGCGUUUCCAUAUGAAAGUUUCCCCAUGCAACAUGAUAUCCCAAUGAUGAAGCUGAGACUUCCUCCUUGCAACCCCAAUGAAUAUCCACAGGGAUCAUUUCGCCUAGUGGUCAAGUGUCUCAGUUCAGUUUCUCCGGAUCUGAAUGACGCAGGGUUCGAAUCCGACUGAUGUCAGAAUUCGGCACACCCGUCACUGGGAGGGCUAAGGAACGGCAUCCAUGCCGCGAAGCCGCCGGGCAAGGCCUGUGUACGAGGUAAGACACGGCGACCCAGAGGAAGGGCCCGGCCCGUCCUGUGCUCGCCCCGGAGAAAUGACCAACCAGAGAUCAUUUGUCUCAGGCUGUGAGUGCAAAUUGUGCAAACAGUAUCACUCUCAAGUGUUUCUCACCGAGAAACUAGACGCGACUUAACAGUCUGUGUUCGAAUGUAUCCAACAAAUAGAGUAGAUUACUGAGUUUGUCUUUGUCGCCCGACGUUUUUUGAAUAGUGGAUGCAAUGAAAGUCUUCUAGUAUGGCGAGCGCCAAGGAAGUAUGAAACAUAAGUAAGUAUUUAGGCAGGAUCAGUGCAAAAAUCAUCUGUGUAACUAGUGCGCUAGUCUUGUUCUUGAUAUUAACAUGAUGCGUAUGUAGUUUUCACUUGACUCAGAGUAGUCUUUUUCAGUUUUGCUCAAUUUCCAUUUUGUGUCCAUCCAUCCUUAGUGUCAGCUCGAUGUACAGAGUUAGUUUAUCCAAUAGUCCAUAUCUAUGCAUUAAAAAUGUGAGUAUGCUUCCUCUGUAACUGCAUCAAUUAACCACAUGCUACCAACAUCAAGGCCGAUCUACCACGUGAUUUGUGAGAUCUUCGUUCCCUAGCAAUGGUGAAAAAAUAUAGACUCGAACAGGACGAUCAUGCGCGUGGAAGCAAUCGCAGCUAGGGAGGAAGCAUCGAAGCUGUAACUAGCCUAGAACAUUUGGAAAAUGAUGCAUUAGCAUUGUAACGGAAGGCUCAACAGCUCUGCUUGCUCAGGGGCAUAGAGAGCUUUGUGAGUACUAGAUUCAGUGUACUAGUUUGUUCG
This is a messenger RNA of Amoebophrya sp. A25, 13943 nucleotides long. NCBI's taxonomy places the organism in Eukaryota, Dinophyceae, Syndiniales, Amoebophryaceae. The record is from the annotation of a GenBank genome assembly.